AUUUCAUAAUUGAACUUUACAGUCUCCGGCUGAAUUCUGUAAUGAGUGGUGUUCCUUGAUGUCAUCGGCGAAAGCGUCUGUUUCGCAAUGUAACGUCACUAGUAUUCCCACGAUUUGUCUGGAUAACAAUCUGGAGUUGGGCGAUGGUUGUGAUAGUGGUUUAGGUGGGAAAUCAGAGGAUGAGUUUUACGUUACAGAAGAACAAGCGUUUGGUAUUAACGAGCUAUAUUAUUUUUCACGGCUUUCAUGUAUCAACAGUCAUAAGAAGUUUUUGAUUGCCAUAGUGCUGCUUUCGCAAUGCGAUGAAGGCUACCGUUGUGCUGCACAACAGUGGUUAAAUAAUACUAUAAUAGAGUCGAAAGAAGAUCUUGAUCAAGUGUUCAUCAAUAUCAGCGACUCGGACCACCUAAAGAAACUUCGCGCUACAUCGGCUUCGACGAAUGAACUACUAGACAUUUUGAAAAACCUUACAUCUUUAUCGGGUCUACAAUACAAUAAUGAAGCCUAUCGAUUUGUUGGUCAUGAUUCUGCGCCAGUCAAGCCGGAAAUGGAUAUAUUUAAUUCCAAUACCCGUACUAAGAAUAUGUUCGGCGAUUCACUUCCAGAUGCUGAUGUGAUUUCAAAUAAUUUUCGGUCCAUUAAAAGACAGUACCUAGAACUGGUCAGCAAUAAAUUUGUAUCUUCACUUGCUACUGAUUGUGAUUCAAUAAUUAAAGGAGUUGAUAGUAAUCAUGUUCCUUUGCGUGAAGCGGCAGUACAGACGUCGAUUGGUCAACUUUUUAUCGCAACAAUCCUUCACACAUCCUUUAACGAAGAUGACCGCAAAUGGUUACUGUCAUCUAUUCGAAACAAAUACAAGGGAUUAUCUAAAGAAACCAGUACAUUAGUAAAACAGGGUCCUACGGAUGAUGGGCUUUGUUCAAAAUUGUUUGACUGUCUGAUCGACCUUGGUUUGGAUCUUUCCUGUGCUUUACAACGUAUAACAUCAGAUUCGUCAUCACAUUCAUUGACUUCUUCCGGGUUCUUAUCAGGUUGUGGUAGUUCAGAUAGUCAAUACGAUCUACUCAUGGAGGCUUCUAAUUCUGGAUCACACUCGGGCAAUCAUAACAAUGGUAUGAACACUACAAAAGCAAAUUAUGGUGCACUAUUAACCGUUCCGAAUGCUGAAGUUAAAUCUGGUUUAUCAAACAAUUUUUAUAGCAAUCAUCCCUACUGCCCUUAUCCACUAAGUACAUCAUCUCACUUUUCAUAUAGAAGAUUAUCUGACAUUCCUAGGGUAUCUAACUACCAUUCUUUACACUCUUCACAAUACCAUACUCAAAUAUCGUCAAAUAAUAAUGACCAAGAAAAUAAAACAUCGGAAAUUGCCGAUCUAGGUACAAAUCAGAACUUUUUUACAACCAAGGAUUUUAAUGAUUUGACAACAGUUAGUUCAUCUAGCCUUCUUACGUCCAUUCGAAACUCAAUCGCUGAUACAAAUUGCGGCAAGACUAAUGUAUCUUCAAAUGUUAUUCACCAACAAAGGGUAUCCACUUGCACACUAAGUGAUUCAAGCUCAAUCUCAUCCAGUAAUACAGACCUUGGUGUUUGUAUUCCUCACUCACCUACAUCAAUAUUUUUGACUUCCACAUCACCGGAACUUGUAAAAAGUCGUGAGAAUAUCGUUACGUAUACUAGCGAUUCUUCUCUUCAGUUUCCUACAGGAGCCAAUGGUCAAACUGUCUCUGAUAAUCGUGAAUCCCUGUCAAAUCAACGUUCCGAUUUCGUGAAUGAUCAUUAUCCAUCAUCACAAACCCAUCUUUGUCAACAGCUACAUGAUCAUUUUUCACCGAAUUUCCCUGAAGUCCAAGAUAAAUCAUCUCAUUCUAUAAUUCCAAGGAAUUCGAAUAAGUUAAUAAAUUCUACUGACAUGGAACGUAAUACAUAUUGUGUCACCGAUGAGAAUAAUUUCUUAAAUCCAUCCUCUGGAAUGACAGCUGUCCCAUUCUGGCUAAAAAGCUUACGACUGCAUAAAUAUGCCAGUCUAUUCCAAAAUUUGUCAUAUGAGAAGAUGAUGAAUAUCACUGAUGACUGGUUGAAGGAGCAAAAUGUAACACAAGGAGCAAGAAAUAAGAUUCUAUUAAGUAUUGAGAAAUUAAAGCACAGAAAAUCUACUUUAUGUUUAAUAGAAAAACGUCUUUCUGAUAUACGAUCGACAGAUCAACUAACACAAACCAUGUUACAUUCAUGUUUAACUGAAAUUAAACAUAUUCUAUUCACACCAAUUAAACCGUGUCACGAAACAAUCAAAUCACAUUCUUUGCAUUUAAAUCAAUUUAAUUGUUGCUCGUGCUCUUGUUCACCGACUGCAUCUUCAUCUUCUAUCUGUUCUUCAAUUCCUUCUCGUGUUUCAAUGAAUUCAGAUACAUCAACGACAAAAAGUGCCAUCACAAUAACUGAUUCUACUUGUCCAAUAACUGUUUCACCUCCAAUAGUCAGUAUUAACACUGCUGUUUAUUAUACAAGAAAUGCACUUGUUGGAAAUAAUUAUAAUGACAAUAAUAAUGACUGUGAUAACUGCAGUAGUAUAAAUUCUAUGGAUAAUAAAACAAAUGAUCCUAAUAUCUCUAAUUAUUACUGCUUUUGUCAUACUAACGCUUUGUAUGCUGAAAAUAAAUGUUAUCUUAAUGUAAAACAAUCACAGUCUACUAUGAUGAGUGAUAUUACCCAAGUAUUUAAUGAUAAUGAUAAGUGUUGGUCUCCUUCUAUAACUAAUAUACUUCCAAAUGUUUCUUAUGAGAUUGAAGAUGAUGGUAAAAAUGGCAAAUUACACAGUUCAACACUAUCCUCAAAUUUCAACAAUGAAUUGAUUAGAUCGAAUCAAAAUGAAUGUGGUUACACUAGUGACGAAUGUGUUGAACAGAAAAGAAUUAACGAUGUUGACAACAUGGAUAAUGAUAAUAUACCUGGACAUAUUAUUGCAUGUCUUACAAAAGUAUGUUCCAGUCUAUUGGUCACAGCUUAUCCAAGUGUUAAUUUAUAUGAGGAGUUUCUACAAAUAUUGGAAAUUAUUCUAAAUCAUGUUGCUUUCACAGAACAACAAAAGAAACUUGUUUCGUUUUGGAAACAUCGUAUUAUCGUUGUAUAUGGUCAAUAUGUUACUCAUUCGUCUAAUUCAUCAAAGCCAAAAUCUGAUUUUCACUCUAAUAUUUAUCCUCGACAUAUCCCACUGGUAAAUCACCCAGACACUAGUCGCCUUCGUAAGUUACCAACUACUUUUGUUGGUCAAGAACAACGACUAGGUUCUCAUAUGGGCCAUAGAACUUUUCAUGCAAACACUCUCAUUCCUACUGUUUGUUUGCAUAAUACUCAGGACACUUCUUAUUUUACUCAAGAUGCCUCAGAUGCGGAUUAUGCUCGAAUAAAUAUGUCUUUAAAUAUCCCCUCAACCAUUGAAGCUUCACGACGACAUAGUGCUUCUGUUGGUGAUUCCCGAAAUUGCCUAGCUGUUGGGAGGCUAAACAACAGGCGUAGAAUGCCUAGUCCGAAUUCAUCAUGUUUUUCAGGAAGAGGUGGUAUGUCGGUGAAUCUUCCAUCAAAUAACUCGUCUUUUUCUCAUCACCUUCAAGCAUCUUCAGAUAUGGAAUUAUCUGGUUUCCCAUCACAGUUACCAAAACCACGCUUUCAUAGUCCAUCAAGAUUUGAUCCUUCAACUAGCGUAACUCCACGCAGAAAUUUAAUGCCCGUAGCGACAGCUCCUGUUACUAGAAUGCCUUCACCGUCAGAUGUUUGUCGUCAUGGUAUUUGUUAUAAUGAUUGGUUUUCUAAUAACAGAGGUGCAUUUCCAACGGCGCCUUCCCCAUCAAGUGUUUCACCAAUUUCGUUAUGUGAGGGAUCAUGCCCAGAAAAUGUAACUUCUGACACGCAGAUUAUACAGCAACUGCCUCGAACGCCAAACGUACCAACUUCAAUAUUACCAUACGAAAAUGCCUUUCACAAGGUAAGUACUAUCUGGUUCUUUGUCUCAUAUAACUUCUGGUUUUUAUUCCCUUGUCAGAGCUCCCAUUAUGUAACCACAGCUUUUUGGUUAAGUAUAUUGUUUGAUCGCAGUAUGCUUUACAUAUUGCAGUGCCUCUUAAUUACUUAAAGUGAACUGGGAUAGGGACUCUACUUGUCAAGUGUUACAAUUACAUUCAUUCUGCUUUUUAUCCAUAUGGUUUAAAAAGGUAAACAUUCUUCCUGCAUUUUACUGCCCUGAUAUUUUUCUAAGCAUCAAGUAAAUCAGCUGUCAUCAAAAAAUUUACAAACAUUUUUACAAUUCCUUAUGUAGCAAAUAAUACGUAGCUAGGUGAAACAAAAAUAGUCGAAGAUAUUCAAUAAUUUCAAUACAGUCAUUUUUUGAGUCUGCUACUCUGUAGUUCAGUUAAUAAUUUUACGGUUUAAAUCACGAACUGAUAUUCGCUAGAGGAUCAUUGAAAACCAGGAAGCGUUAGACAGUUAUUUCAUGACCACGUGCAUACAACCACUGCCAGGGAAGUCCUACACACUGCCUUCUCGCGGCGAGGGUGUUCAUUACAAAAUUGAGAGGACGGAAAGCGAAUGUCCGGCGCUUUUACUAGGUUGGUGGUGGGUACGGAGGGUCCACCUAAGGAAGUUGGAAAACCCUGAUUCCAAACCAAUGGUACACAUGGGCUCCAGCAUCCUGAAGGAACAAAUGGCGUAUGAACCAAUCGCUGAUCACCGGCUACAAUGGGACUGCAUAUUCUUACGUCGCUCCACUACCUUGUGGAUCAGACCUUUAGGUCAAAAACUCCGGGUGUGACCCCUUAAGAAAACCACGUGCUUCGGUCUGGGUAGCCAGGCAGUAUCCUAGCCGUCACACGAAUUGAAUGACUUAUGUGGCGCAUAUGUAUUUGAUGCCUCUUGUACCAAUGUUUAGGUGUUUAAAUAAAUAAAUUACAGGACUCUACAACAAUGUUUAUCUAGCGACCCCAACCUCUUCUAUCGAACUCCUGACCUUCAGUUUUGAGCGUGAACACUCAACCUCCGAACCAUUUAUCCGGUACCUGUUGGCGUAUGUGCCUAACCCCAAUGAAUUUAUGAGAGUGUGCAACCAUUUUCCUUUUUCUGUCGUGGAUGGGCUGCCUUCUAUUCGUUGGACAAGACUUCCCUGGGAUUGUCUAUUGAAGAAGGGUGUGCCUGAGAAGUUUAUUAACAUCCUAAAAGCCCUAUUAACAAACACCUCAGGUAGAGUGAGGACAUACAACCACCUUUCUCCAUUGUUCCAUUCAAGCAGUGGUGUAAGACAGGAUUGCACAAUCUCACCAUUCCUCUUCAACUUUGCCAUCGAUGACAUUCUGGAAACAGCCCUGAUGGAUGUAAUUAAUGGCGGUGUGGAUCUGUUGACUAGAGAUAGACUUCUUGACCUUGAGUAUGCGGAUGAUAUUGUCUUACUGUGCGAUAAUGCCCAAGUCAUGCAGUCCGCACUAAACCAUGUUAGUAAUGCAGAGGUUCGGCAUCGUGUGUUCGGGCGCAGAGAUGAUAAUCCAAUUGGUGUCACCAUCUUGAAACAUCGACUUCGGUGGCUUGGACAUUUUCUACGAAUGUUGUCCCAGAAAAUUCCUCGUCAUGCAUUAUUUGCCGACUCUGGUACUGGUUGGAAAAAGCGGAGAGGUGGUCAGUGUAUAACAUAGUAUCGUGGUAUGAAAAAAAGCUGCAAAGGGCUGGCUUGUGUUGGUCCUUCACGACUCCCUGGCUGGGGUCCUAGAGAUGGUGCAACACAGCUAGAGAUGUUAUCAGAUAUGGUUCAGAAUAGAAGCCAGUGGCGAUCCUGCUAUAACCUUCUUUUGCUUUCUUCAUAAAAAGUGACCGUAACUUUUUUAACUGAAAGAAUUCUUUCUGGUUGUAUCUUUCUGUUUCCCUCAUUAUUAUAUUAUUUCACUACCACACAUUAAUUUGUGGUUGUUAUUAUUCUUUUUUUCCUUUUUACACACACCUUGCAUUCUUCAUCUCUUCCCAUUCUCAUUAAUAUUGUGUGGCGCAUAUGUGUCUGGUUCCCCCUUGUGCCAAUAUUUAUGUGUUCAAACAAAUAAAUAUCUCGUAGAUAACUCACGACAACUCAUGACUAGACCCCACUAGUCCAUGACUUAUUACCAGACCUCCAGGAACCACAUUUUGAAGCUAGUCAUUAAUGGGCACUUGAUGAUUAUUAACAUAUGGUUUCGUGAUUUAUAUUAUAUAAGUUCUAUAAUCUUCACCUUCUCCCCUAUACUAGUAACAAUUUUAUAUUUCGAAGUUUUUUCACGCAUUUUUAAGGUACACCAACUGUUGACAUUAUAACAAAUAGAUAUAGGCUUUUUAGGUUACACCGCAGGUUGACUUUUUCUAGAAAACCAUUGAAAAACAAAAAGCACUACAUCGCACCAUUGCAUACCCAUUUCUCCAUCAAUAGUCAAACUCAAAACUCACUGUUCACAAAAUUCGUGUUACAUCUAGACCACUGACUUAGCAUCUUAAUAGUUCAUAUUUCUAGUUUAAAUAAAAAGCAGAUGUCAUGUCCCACCUGGUUUCCAAUGAUUAUCCAAGUAAAGUUAAUAUGUGGCAUAAAAAUUAACCAUCUCCACAAAACUCCUAUCCUAAUAAAAAUAGAAUAAUCUCUUAUUUUCAUAGUACUGUGUAUGUUCGAAUUUUGUUAGGUAGAGUUUGAACUUUGCUAUUUCCAAUUGUUUUUUUUUUCUUCAUAAACGUAAUUCUUACUGUUUUAUACUUAUUUAUUGUGUUAAUAUAGACUUAUAGUUCAUGCUUAUGCACACCUACUAAUAAAGCAACCACACCUCAUACAUUGUUGCCUUUAAGUUCACCGAAUCAUUUAAAAAGCUUGCAUCAACAUAUUUUUCCUAAUUAUUGCGAAAAUUCUGGAAGGUUCUUAACUUCAAAUUAUCCAUCAAUCCCAUGUAUUCCUAAUCCUAUCGUAAUUGGAAAUGUUUAUCAUACAUUUGGUUCAUCAUUUGGAGAGAGUCCUUCACAAAGUGUUAGUCAUUCUAACUGUUCAACAACAAUAAGUUCAUCACAACAAACCGACUCAAAACUUCCUGGGAUUAGUUGUUGGUCGACUGAUCCCUAUUCACAUCAAAUUAAUCGAAGACAAACCGAAUAUCAUGAAAUACCUCAAUGUAUGCAUAAUAUUUAUGAUUUAAAUAAUGAUAAUACUAAUGAUAAUAAUAGUAGUAAUAAUGAUUUGUUAGUGUUUGUGGAUAAUUAUAUCGCAACUGCAGAGAAUAACAUGAUCGGAGAUCCAUCAGAUUCGUCAAAUGAUCGAAUUAAUCGAGAUUUAGAUCUACUCACACGUAAAGUAACGGAACAUGCUAUUGGAGGUUUCGAUUCUGUGACAGAUUAAAUGAAGCUGUCCUACUGGAUAUUAGAUAAAUACCUACGUUUUCGUCUAGGUUCAGUUGAUGCCAUUUACUAUAUAAUCAAUUAUUCAUUUUUUGAAUUAUAAUCUCUUUUAAUACGCUUUUCAUCCUUGUCAGUUUGUGUUCUAAAUCUGUUUUAAGUUGAAUUAUCGUAAUUGUUUUCUUUUUAUCUAUCUUUGCAAUGAUAUCAUUUUUUCUGUUAUUCAUUGUUGUAACCUAGUACUACUUGUGCUCUUUUAUGAUAUUGAAGAGUCUAACUUAUCAUUAUUUUAUUUCUUCAAGUGUUAUUAUUAUUAUGCCUAUUGUCACUGUUAUUCUUAUUACUUUACAAUAAGUCGUCCCAGGAUUUUGCAAAAUGCGCUUGUCAAUCUUUUUUAGUUUAUCAUUAUCGCUUGCAAAUGUCGAAUUUUAGUAAAUGAUUUUGUCGGCUGGUAUCGACAUUUAUUACUAAUUAUUUAUUUGUUUCUAACUUUAGAUAUUCUGCACUGUGUGUGUCCCUUACUUGGUUUGGAAAGUUACUUGUUUUAAUUUGUUAAGGCGGGUCCUUUAAAAUAUGAUUCUUGUCCCUUUCCUCUACCCAAUGUUUACGUGAAUAUAUAUGCAUUUGUAUGCCAAAAAAAAUACAGACAUACAGGUAUAUCUAGCUUCUCAAAGUUUCUCUUUGGCUAUUUUUGCGUUCGUUAGUGCUUAAGACACACAUCGCAUUCAGCGACUACAUCAGCAGGAUUAACUUUAACACUGGGCGAUAACAGAAUCAUUUAAGUGGUCACGGGACACAUCAGCCAGAUAAUUUCACAGAAGGCUAACCUGGGGUGCCUGUCAAUUACUAGUUCUGAGUUCUGCGUUGAAGAUAUCGAACAAGCUAAUGGCCAUUCCCAGUUGAUAAGAGAACAGAGCAUAAUUGGUAAUCCCAUGCUAUUUACGAUGGACUAAUAAGUUGCUUACUUAGUGCUAUUCGAGGUCUACCAGAAAAAAGGAAGAUAUUCAACAAGCAUCAGGUGACAAGCAAUUGAUUACAAAAACGUCUAGAUUUAUCAUAAAUGGACAAUAACCUGAAACUCUUCAGAAAGUGCUCAAGCAACAUUGUUGUCGUGAAUUAUUGUGUGCCGUGAACGUCCGUUGAAGAACGAGCGGAUAUUUCUGAAUCCCUUAAAUCCUACAGAAGGUCCACAAAGUUCAGUGUAUUAGUCGUUCAAAGUCCUUUUUGGCCGUUUACAGAUCAGAGGACUGGAAAUUGUGAACAGCAGCUCUGAGUGCCAACUAAACUAAGUAGUAUAAGUACCUUGACUACAUGUACAGAAACCAUGUGUCUCACUGUACACUGCCUUGCAAGCUUACCAAACCGCGUGAUUGUGGAAUCUCGCUCGAAAUGUUCGGAGACAGACUACACAAUUCAGAGAACUAUUGACAAAACUCUUCAGACUUUGAUAAAUUCUCUAUUUUAACGGAUGGUAUCAGAUGACUGGUCGCUUUUCACAGAACAACCUAAAGAAUUUCGUGACUGAGUGAACCGUGUUCAUUUCUCGCUAUAUGACAGUUUAACGAGUGUGAGAGGCAUUUCAUCCAGGCAUGCAAAUGUGCGCUCUUUAAGUCCAAGUGAAUCCGUAAAGGACAGGAAUUUGUAAAUAACCUUCCACUAAAUCCAGUAAGAAGUUAAGGUUAUCUACAUUCCUGUGUCCACGCUACAUAUCCUUUUCCCUACACUGAAUGAUAGAACACAUUCUUUUUUAAGUAAUGUAGCGGUAAAUUAAUCCCCAAAAUAAAUAGCUCUAAGUUUUCGACAUUGGAUACUGACCAUAUGUUUUAGUGGACUCAUCUAGCUGAAGGUGCUCGGUCAGGCAUCCGCACCAGAUCACGUGUGGUAACGCCGUGCUCAACAUCAACCGCAAUCGCUAGCCAGAUUAGAUCAGAGAAUUCCGAUAUAUUGGUCAUCGCCAAAUAUACUCUUCCGAUCUCCUCGACUUUGUCUUUUGAUUUCUCUGGGUGGGAACGAAAUACAUUAGAAGAUGUUACUGGUAGAAGCGUUGUCAAACACUGAAUACCUGUGACAUCAUCAAUAACAUUAGCUACACCCAGUGUUGUAUGCUAAAGGUUAUAAUCAACAUAGACCGAUGAAUAUAUGUGCCUGAUCCUACGGUGUAGCCGACUAACUGACUGAAAAAUUUAUCAACCAGACGGAUAGUGUUUGGGACUUCUUUUCUUCCUAUUGUUUGUCUCCGCACGGUCAUCUAUUUCCGGUCACUCAGAACAGCCACAUCGAGACCAUUUAGAACUGUGACAGUUUUAUCCGUGUCUUCGAGCACCACUUUAGAAUCACGACCUCGAAUAUUCAGUUACAUUUCACUUUUUUUCACGGGAGAUUUUCCUUUUCCAUAAUUCGCAGUCAAGUGUUUGACUCGAACAGCAAAUAUACGAAGCCAAUGAGAGUUAAGCUUCGAGAAUCUAUUGUAUGCGAUGGGACUUAAACUGAUACAUAUCUUGUGGAACUGGUUUUACACAUUACAUUGCAUUCGUUUCUCCACAGGUAAGAAACAAUUUGGCUGUCCCUGUUUAUAAGUACAGCCGACCAUUGUAAACGGAUUGCAAGAG
Messenger RNA from Schistosoma curassoni, 9980 nucleotides. The record is from the annotation of a GenBank genome assembly. Lineage: Eukaryota; Metazoa; Platyhelminthes; Trematoda; Strigeidida; Schistosomatidae.